AACUAUGGCAACCUUUUUUUCUACAUCUUGACCGAAGCUCAGAAAGAGAAAGAAAGUUUUAGUUCCAAAGCGAGAAAGAGAAGAGUCACACAGAGAAAGGUAGCAGAUCGUCCAUGGCGUCGUCCACCAAGGAACGUGAAAACUUCGUCUACACCGCCAAACUCGCUGAACAAGCCGAGCGCUAUGAAGAAAUGGUGGAUGCAAUGAAGAAUGUAGCGAAGCUAAACGUGGAGUUGACGGUUGAGGAGCGAAACCUUCUGUCAGUCGGGUACAAGAAUGUAGUUGGGGCUCGCAGGGCUUCAUGGAGGAUUCUCUCCUCCAUUGAGCAGAAGGAAGAAUCCAAAGGGAACGAUGUUAGCGUUAAGCGAAUCAAGGAGUAUAGGAACAAAGUUGAAUCUGAGUUGUCUAACAUCUGUACUGAUAUCAUGACUGUUAUUGAUGAACACCUUAUCCCUUCUUGUUCUGGUGGUGAACCUAGUGUAUUCUUCUAUAAGAUGAAGGGCGACUAUUAUCGGUAUCUGGCUGAAUUCAAGUCUGGAGAUGAGAGAAAGGAGGCUGCUGAUCAGUCCAUGAAAGCAUAUCAGGCGGCUUCUACUACUGCCGAAGCUGAGUUACCUCCAACGCAUCCCAUUAGAUUGGGUUUGGCUUUGAACUUCUCUGUUUUCUAUUAUGAAAUUUUGAACUCUCCUGAAAGGGCCUGUCACCUUGCUAAGCAGGCAUUUGAUGUAGCAAUUGCUGAGUUGGAUACUCUAAGCGAAGAGUCUUACAAAGACAGCACACUAAUUAUGCAGCUUCUGAGGGACAACCUUACCUUGUGGACCUCUGACAUCCCUGAAGAUGGAGCCGAUGAACAAAAGGUAGAGUCCGCACAAGCUACCCAAGGGGAAGACUGAAGGCAUAGUGAGGUGAAGCAUGACAUAUUGAAUAGGAGUUUGUGGUGUGCAUAGGAGAAGUUUGCAACUCUUUGUAGUGUACCAUUACAUUAGGAUGUUGUAAUAGAACAUGAAGAGAAGCUUGCAACUCUUGGCAGGGUACCAUUACAUUAGGCUGUUGUGAUAGAACAUGAAUUUGGUCUCUAGAAGAUUUCAAACCAUAGUCUUUGAUGACAUUUCAUUCUAUGCAUUUCUUUUCUGCUAGUUGGAGACUGCAGUUGAGAUUGCAGGGUGUUUGGCUGUAAUUUAGUUUAUUGCUUCAUUUUGACUUAACAACUUUCCAAAAGAAUGCUGGCUUGCAUUAUUUCAAGUUUUCAACAAUUUACAGUGAAGAACGUUGGUUUAAAGUUGUGCCAAUAGUGAAUACAUGUUCGGAGA
This is a messenger RNA of Arachis ipaensis, 1310 nucleotides long. Its product is annotated as 14-3-3-like protein C. The record is from RefSeq and is a predicted model, not a curated record. Lineage: Eukaryota; Viridiplantae; Streptophyta; Magnoliopsida; Fabales; Fabaceae.